Molecule: messenger RNA, 1519 nt
Organism: Belonocnema kinseyi
Lineage: Eukaryota; Metazoa; Arthropoda; Insecta; Hymenoptera; Cynipidae
Product: nuclear receptor-binding factor 2-like
Exons: 3
Coding region: 218-991 (257 amino acids)
Biological process (GO): autophagy
Source: RefSeq, a predicted model, not a curated record
GUGAGUUGGAUCAUGGGCAUCACUGCUUUGGGCAUAAUCUUCAGUUCCAUGAUACACGAUCGUAGGUAGAAAUUUGCAGAAACCAAUAACGAGUUAGCUAAUCAGAUUUGACGGGGUUCGCUGGCAUUUAUCGCGGUUUCUCUGCCUGUUUUGACCUCAGUUAAUUUUAAUUCUUAUAUUUGGUUUAACCUACACGCCUAUAUAUGGAACAUAACAGAUGAUUGAGAAUUCUUUACUUUUGCCAUCAAUCAUGGAUACGUCUGCCUUAAAUACGGCACAUGAAAACGAGAGAAGAGCAGAGGCACUCCUACGUGAGGGCAAGUUUGAAGAGGCAGCAAGAUGCCAUAAAAGAGUAGCGAACCUCUUGACCGAAGCACACUCUCAACUAGAAGCUCGAAAACUGGAGAAGAAUUUUUUUAACCCUCGCUCGGAUUCUUCACUAGAGUCUCUUGCUCUACAACGAGAUUAUCACAACAGGCAGGCCAGCAUAGUUAGGAUGAAGCAAGUGCGGUAUGAAGAGUACAAAGCGACACUGGAAUCACAAAGACGAGACUUCUUUCAUGCGAAAGAGGUUAACAAGCGAUUUUAUGAAGACAGUGUGAAUGAAAUUUUGGGAGAAAAGUGUGAAUUUUCAUUAAGGAAAGCAAUUUAUAGAACUAUUGAGGAACAAGAUAGUCUUUUAAAUGUACUCGAGUUACCACAUAUAGAAAAAGACAAAGAAAACCACGCGUAUAAACACCCUAAGGAUACAGGAACUGUCAUCGAAGAAUUGCGAACCGUCAACUGCCAACUUAGGUCUCUUGUAGGCAGUUUGCUCAGCCAACUGGAGGCUAAAGAAAAUCAAGUUAAACAACUGACCGAGCGUUUACAUGCUUUUUCCGUCGAUACUUGUGAAGAAAUGCACGCCGAUGACUCACAUUCCUUUCAUUUGGCACCUCUUCCACCUUUGACCCCACUCGAAAUGCCACGAUUCGAUUUUACUUCGACUUGAUUUGACUGAAAAAAGUCGGUGAAAUCGCGAUCCGACUUACUCUUCAACGCCGCUACUUCUGAAAAAAAAUCUAUACCUUAAUAUAAAAUGGUUAUAUCUCUAUCUGAUUAGAAAGCACAUUUCAUACAUGGAUCGGUUUGCUGCAAUUUGCCAAUUUCUACAAAGUACCAUAGAUAAUAGGGUCAUGUGAUUAUUUUAUAUUAUGCACAUUAUAUUCUUUUUCAUAAUUAGUUUUCUCAAAAGAACUUCAAGUAAGUGCAUAACUUACUUAUAAUUGACUAUUCUCUUAGGAAAGAUUUCGGCCACCCGUAUAGAAAGUAUAUGUGACUAGUUCUAUUUAUGAUUGAAAUCAAAGCAUAAGGCAUAGCGCGAAAAUGUAUUUUACUUUACGGAAAUAAUCAUACUUUUUAUGUAAAUGUAUUUACAGUAGAAGUUCGAUAAAUAUCGUGCUUCGGGGCUGCAGGGCCGAAAAAUGUGCUAUUUUAUGUGUUUUUAAACAAUAUAUGGUUUGAGAAAUGUUGGAUUGAA